This is a messenger RNA of Wickerhamiella sorbophila, 1068 nucleotides long. RefSeq names its product RNA 3'-terminal phosphate cyclase-like protein. The record is from RefSeq and is a predicted model, not a curated record. Lineage: Eukaryota; Fungi; Ascomycota; Dipodascomycetes; Dipodascales; Trichomonascaceae. The coding region runs from base 1 to 1068 and encodes 355 amino acids. The transcript has a single exon. Gene Ontology annotation, biological process: endonucleolytic cleavage of tricistronic rRNA transcript (SSU-rRNA, 5.8S rRNA, LSU-rRNA); ribosome biogenesis. Gene Ontology annotation, molecular function: RNA endonuclease activity. Gene Ontology annotation, cellular component: nucleolus.
AUGCUGGUCUUUUCAGGUGAAGACCAUUUUAGACAGCGUUUGACGCUGGCCACGCUCAGUGGAACCCCGAUCAAAAUCACAGGUAUCAGACCCGACGACAUGAAUCCUGGUUUGAGAGACUAUGAGGUCUCUUUCCUUCGUCUUCUCGAGGCUAUCACCAAUGGAUCCGUCUUUGAGAUCUCUUAUACUGGUACUACGGUUAUUUAUACUCCAGGACUUAUUAUUGGUGGUACCCACACUCACAACGCGCCAUUAACACGGGCUGUCGGGUACUUUAUUGAGCCGCUGCUUUGGCUUGGACCGUUUGGCAAGAAGCCGUUGACCAUUACUUUAAAAGGAAUCACAACUGCACCUUUAGACGCGGGCGUCGAUGCAAUCCGGACAGUUUUGUUCCCAACUCUUGAGAAAUUCGGUAUUCUAGACUCCGAAUUGCGUAUUGUAAAGCGAGGAUCAGCUCCCAAAGGCGGAGGAGAAGUCAUUCUUCGCAUGCCUUUCCAGGUAUUACAGCCAUCCACAAUCCAUGCCCAGAAUCUGAUCCAAGUGAACAAGAUCCGCGGUAUUGCGUACUCUACCCGCGUCAGUCCUGCUUCUGUUAACCGUGUGAUUGAAGCCGCCAGAGCUGUGCUCAAGCCUGCCCAGGUGGAAACGUUUGUCUAUUCUGAUGCUACCCGUGGAGACGAAAGCGGAUUGAGCCCUGGUUUUGGUAUCACAUUGGUGGCUGAAACUCGCUCUGGCUGGCCGGUGGGAACUCAGGCAGUGGCCGACGCUGGUAGCGUGCCCGAAGAACUCGGUGCGCAGGCAGGUCGACAGCUACUCACUGAAUUGGCCAUGAGAGGUGCCGUCGGACGGCUUGAACUCCCACUGGUGCUCGUCAUGAUGGCUCUGGGCAAAGAGGACGUUGGUAGACUCUUGAUUGGCAAGCAAAUGAUGGAUGCCAGUACUGUUCAGCUUUUAAGAGAGAUCAAAUCGUUCAUGGGCACUCAAGCCACUGUUAGAGAGGAAUCUGAUGGGUUGAUGCUGACCAUCAAAGGAUCAGGAUUUGUCUCGGCCAGUAAAAAAAUUGCAUAG